GACACAAACAUGUAUUGAAAUUGACAACAUUUUUCUUAUCUUCUCGUGUGGUGUGUGUGCAUAUGUUGUACUAGCCAACAGAGUUGCGAUUCAGCGGAGAUUAGACUCUGAAGCCACUUCAUUGAAUGGCUCCGUACGAGGUUCUUAGGUUUGUGUUUCUGGGUGUGGCAUUUCUUUGCGUGGCUCAGGCCCGCGUCCAUUACUAUGACUUUGUGCUGAGAGAAGCCAAUUUUACAAGGCUGUGUAGCACGAAGAGCAUGUUAGUUGUGAAUGAUAGUUUUCCGGGACCUGUAAUUCGUGUUUAUAGAGGAGAUACUGUGUACGUAAAUGUUCACAAUCAAGGGUAUUAUGGUGUUACAAUGCACUGGCAUGGAGUACUGCAACCAAGAAAUCCAUGGUCAGAUGGGCCAGAGUACAUCACACAAUGCCCCAUUCAGCCUGGUGCAAACUUCACUUAUGAGGUCAUACUUUCUACAGAGGAAGGAACCCUUUGGUGGCAUGCUCAUAGCGAUUGGACUCGGAACAGUGUUCACGGUGCCAUUGUUAUACAUCCGCCCGCCGGAAUUUGUUAUCCUUUUCCCACCCCUGAUGAAGAAGAAAUCGUCAUACUAGGCUCUUGGUAUAAAGGAGAUCUCUACGAAGAAGUUUUGGAGGAUCUCCAAACUGGUUUAGGCAUGCCACAGUCAGACGCUCAUCUUAUCAAUGGCCAACCAGGAGAUUUUUGCGAUUGCUCUAAUGGAACAACGUAUCGCAGGGCGAUUGAUUAUGGUAAGACCUAUCUUCUUCGCAUAGUCAAUGCAGGGAUGAAUGCAGAUAUCUUCUUUGCUAUUGCUGAACACAACAUCACAGUGGUUGGAAUGGACGGAAACUAUCUAAAACCUAUAGCAACACCUUAUAUUGUGAUUUCUCCUGGACAAACCAUGGACGUUCUACUCACAGCAAACCAGCCCCUUGGUCACUACUACAUGGCCACCAGAACAUAUUUUACUGGCUAUCAGAACUUUGACGAUUAUGACCAAACAAAUGCUACCGCGAUUUUAGAGUAUAGAGGCAAUUAUACCCCUCCGGCUUACCCUACCUACCCAGUUGACCUUCCUUCUUAUGAUGAUAUUAUCUCUGCAACGAAAUUCCUGUUCCUCCUAAGGAGCUUAGCAAGUCAUGACCACCCGGUGGAUGUACCGCAAAAUAUAACUACCAGUAUGUUUAUAGUAGUUUCUUUGAAUUUUGGUCUUGUUGCAAAUACUUCAUCUGAAGAGAAGCUUGCUUCCAGCUUAAACAAUGUUAGUUUUGCGAACCCUAAUAUCGAUGUGCUGCACGCCUAUUAUUGGAACAUGAGUGGGGUUUACAACGCUGAUUUUCCAGAUCAACCUCCUACUUACUUUAACUUCACAUCGGACGAGGAGAGUGAACUAACUGUUCUGGGGACUAAGGUGAAGAUGUUGAAUUACAAUGAAGCAGUGGAGAUAAUAUUCCAAGGGACGAAUAUCAUGAAUGCAUCAGAGUCUCACCCGAUGCAUUUGCAUGGUCAUGACUAUUAUGUGGUCGGAUCAGGAGUUGGGAAUUUUGACCCAGAGGUUGACCCCAAAGGGUACAAUUUAGUUGAUCCACCUCGAGUGAAUACAUUUGCGGUCCCUAAGGUUGGAUGGAUGACCAUCAGAUUUGUGGCCAAUAAUCCAGGUGUAUGGUACUGGCAUUGUCAUUAUUCUCGACAUCUGAGUUGGGGUAUGAGUACAGUUUUUAUAGUGAAGAAUGGUGGCACUCCAGAAACGAGUAUUCGUGAUCCCCCAGCUAAUUUACCUCAAUGUGAAGUUUCAUUCAUUGACGGGCUUCAAGAAUUUUAUCAUUCAGAUGGCGGAGAACUAUACGAAAAAGAUGAAAACUAAUUGAAUGCUGUUGAAGUUAUAAAAAUGAACCAUUCCUUAAAGUAAUUAUUUAAGUCUUUGUAUUCAUGAAUUUAAAGUUGGAACACAAUCAAAAUAGCCUCAGUUAGAAGCAGUGUUUCAAAACAUGAACUGAACAGAUUGAUCCAAUUAUUGGGAUGGUCACAAGCAGGUUUUUUUUUUUUUUUUUUUUUUAUAUGGAGGACAACUAUUAGUACUUAUUCAUAUAUUAUUUUACUAUAUGGUUUUCUGAUGAGACCCACAAAGGGACCGAUGAUGGAAGACCCGUCUCCGCAUCCACAUCAACACAAACUCUCACGAUGAAAAAUAAACACACACACACACACACACACACACACAUAUAUAUAUGUACAUAUCAAACCUGAAGAAAUUUCAAAAUUCCACAGAUGAAUUUUCUCCAAACUCGCAAUAAUUGCAAUGGCUUUUCUAUGGAGUAAAGGCAUACCCCACUUCAGAUCAUACCCUGUCCUCAAAACAACUG
This is a messenger RNA of Cornus florida, 2382 nucleotides long. Its product is annotated as putative laccase-9. The record is from RefSeq and is a predicted model, not a curated record. NCBI's taxonomy places the organism in Eukaryota, Viridiplantae, Streptophyta, Magnoliopsida, Cornales, Cornaceae. Gene Ontology annotation, cellular component: apoplast. The transcript is spliced from 7 exons. The coding region runs from base 126 to 1883 and encodes 585 amino acids. Gene Ontology annotation, molecular function: hydroquinone:oxygen oxidoreductase activity; copper ion binding. Gene Ontology annotation, biological process: lignin catabolic process.